AUGGAGAUGCUCAAAUCGCCUGAUCAAUCUCACUUCGUUUCUUAUGACGCUUCUUCUUCAACACCUUAUCUCGAUAACUUCUAUGUUUUCAAGGAAGAAGCUGAGGUUGAAGAAGCUGCUUCAAUGGCGGAUUCAGCAACAGACGCCAUGUUUUUCGACUCUGAAACUCGUUCUCAGUCUCAUAUUCCCAAACUCGAAGAUUUCCUCGGCGAUUCUUCUUCCUCUUUCGUCCGUUACUCCGAUAAUCUAACCGACACAACACAGGACUCUCCUCCUCUGACACAUUUCUACGAUCCACGUGACCAUACUGGAGCUGAAGUUGCAAGUUUCUUCUCCGAUCAUCACCACGAUUUGAAGACGGUCGCUUGUUUCCAGACGAACUCUGCCUCAGAACUCGCCGAUGACUCGGCCUCCGUCGGACGGACUCAUCUCUCGAACGGCAGCGAGCUUCUCGGCGGCCAGGUUAUGGAGUCAUCCACGACGGCGGAGCUAGGUUUUAACGGUGGUUGCACCGAAGGAGAAGCUUUGUCUCUAGCGGUUAACGACACGGUUGGUCCUUUAAGCUGCGAUAAUGGCGGCGAGAGUGGCGAGAAGAGUAAAAAGACGGUUUCUAAGAAGGUAACAGCGGCUACGGCGGUGGAAUCAUCGGACGAUUCGAAGAAGAAGAUCGCUGAGACAUUUGGUCAACGAACUUCGAUUUAUCGAGGAGUCACCAGACAUAGAUGGACGGGAAGAUACGAAGCGCAUCUAUGGGAUAAUAGCUGUAGGAGAGAAGGUCAAGCCAGAAAAGGACGUCAAGGUGGAUAUGACAAAGAAGAUAGAGCAGCUAGAGCUUAUGACUUGGCAGCUAUAAAAUACUGGGGUCCUACUGCUACUACAAACUUUCCGAGCUCGAGUUAUUUACAAGAAGUGGAGGAGAUGAAUCAUAUGACCAAGCAAGAGUUCAUUGCAUCUCUUAGGAGGAAGAGUAGCGGUUUCUCGAGAGGAGCUUCAAUGUAUAGAGGUGUAACAAGGCAUCAUCAACAAGGUCGUUGGCAAGCAAGAAUCGGUCGUGUCGCAGGGAACAAAGAUCUUUACCUCGGAACAUUUGCUACGGAAGAGGAAGCUGCAGAGGCUUACGACAUUGCAGCCAUAAAGUUCAGAGGAAUCAACGCAGUGACCAACUUUGAGAUGAACCGUUACGACGUGGAAGCCAUCAUGAAUAGUUCUUUCCCCGUUGGAGCUGCUGCUGCUGCUAAACGCCACAGGCUCUCUCUUGAAUCUCCUCCUCAAUCUUCUUCUUCUUCCGACCAUAACUUCCAACAGCAGCAGCAGCAGUUGCUUCCUUCUUCUUCUUCCUCGGAUCUCUCUAUCCCAUGUGGAAUUCCAUACGAGCCUUCACUUCUCUACCAUCACCAGAACUUCUUCCCGUAUUAUCCUUUGGCCUCUGACUCCACAGUCCAAGCUGAGUACUUUUUGUGGCCUAACCAGUCUUACUGA
This is a messenger RNA of Microthlaspi erraticum, 1479 nucleotides long. Lineage: Eukaryota; Viridiplantae; Streptophyta; Magnoliopsida; Brassicales; Brassicaceae. The record is from the annotation of a GenBank genome assembly.